Athene cunicularia (burrowing owl) is the source of this 948-nucleotide messenger RNA. Its product is annotated as forkhead box protein J1-A-like. Gene Ontology annotation, biological process: regulation of DNA-templated transcription. Gene Ontology annotation, molecular function: sequence-specific DNA binding; DNA-binding transcription factor activity. NCBI's taxonomy places the organism in Eukaryota, Metazoa, Chordata, Aves, Strigiformes, Strigidae. The record is from RefSeq and is a predicted model, not a curated record.
AUGGCUCGCUGCCCUCCUCCCUCAGGCGAGGGCACCUCCGGGCACGUGACGCUCUCCGGGAUGCAGCAGGGCAGGAGGGACCCGGGUGGCUCAUCCCUCCGCUCUGGUUAUUCCCAGCCCAAAUCCGCCGUGUGCCGACGAUGCCGGCGGCCGGGGCUCACCCAGAACUCCAUCCAGCACAACAUGGCCUUGAACAAGCGCUUCAUCAGGGUGUCUCGGGAGAAGGGUGAGCCAGGGAAAGGUGGGGUUUGGAAGCUGGAGCCCCAGUAUGCCGACCGGCUCAGGAAUGUUGCCUCCAAAAAGCAGAGAACGACCCCAGUGCAGCUCCACCAGCCUUCGUCAAAAGCCCAGCCAGAAGCACAGUGCAUCGCCAGCCCAGCUGCUUCAGCUCCCGCAUCUAAGAACAUCCUCACUGUCAGCAUGGAGUCACAACAGCUGCUGGAAGAGUUUGAAGAAGUCAUCGGUGACCUGAACUCCAACCCAGCAGGGCACAAGCGCAAGCAGCCCUCGCUCCAGCAAGUUUUUUUAGCGCCUCGGCUGUCCAGCUCUGCCUUGCUGAGCCAGGAUGAGCAGCCUGAGCUGGGGUCACUGGAAGGGGACUUGGCCGGGGAAGGCACCUUUGACACCAGCCACCAUGGGGAAUUCUCCCUUUUUGAGGAUCCGGAGCUCACACCCCCGAACAACCCUGCGACAGGCAACCUGGGCUUGAGAGGAGAGGGGCAGCAUGUGGGCUGUGCCCAGGGACAGGAGCAGGUCCUCACCAAAUCCAACCAGAACCCCCUCGAGUUUGAAACCUUGAUGGCCACUUCCCUGCUGCAGCAUCCCUGGCGUGAAGAGGCAGAAGAUGACCUCACCAACUGGGACAACAUCAGACAGCUGUCUGAGCCCAGCAGUGCCUCUUUGCCAGCGGAUGGGAACAAACGGAGCAGUCUGGCAUCUCUCAUCUAA